AUGAGCAGCAAGAAGCGAACACAGGCAAGCAGCGCGAGCGCUGCUGCCGCUCUCAGCGGUAAAGCCUUUGGUGCAUCAUCUUCAUCAGCUUUCGGAUUCACAUCUCGAGAACGAACAUCGUCGUCACCGUUAUCGUUCUUUACCGAGCCGCCGGAUAUUAAGUCUAUCUCGACACCAGCUCAGGUAGUUGUAUUUAGUAAUCUGCUAAAGAGGGAUGAUACUACCAAGGAGAAGGCGUUAGCGGAUUUAUUGGAUUAUGUGACGGAGCAGGCGACCAUUGAGAAUGCCAUUGUUAAUUGCUAUGUCCAAAUAUACCCUAGACUUUCCUUCGAGAAUACGAUCCGUAUCCGUCAACUCGCACAUAAAGUCCUCGGCGGGAUCGCAGAGAAAACUCGAAGAGCGUUCGUGCCAUACCUCCCCCAAGUCGCAGGAAGUUGGUUGGCCGGGUUAUACGACAGCGAUCAAUCGGUUUCCGCCGCUGCGACAGAUGCGCUCCGACAAGUGUUCACUACCGACGAAAAAAUCGGGUUGGUGUGGAAGACAUAUCAGAUGGCUAUCAUGGACUUUUGUGGGAAUGUUAAGGCGAAAGAACAAGUUAAUAGCUUGAGCGACGAGAGAAAUAAUAGUCCUGAUGAGAUGGAAGCGAAGUUUGCCAGGGUCAUGAAGGGGGUUAUUAUGGCCGCGGCGCAUUUGGUUUCGGCCAUGGCGAAAAUGGGGACGAAUGAACCGAAACAUGACGAACCGUAUUUAUCAUUCAUGAAUGAAAAGCGGUUGUGGACGUUCGCAUAUCACUCAGAUCCAUAUCUACGGCAGGCGGUGUAUAGUUUGUUAAGGACUUGCCUUGUAAACAGGAAAGAUUAUGUCGAACCGGCGUUACAUUUUAUCGCACCGGCAAUGAUCGAAAAGGCUCUGACGAGCAACCAACUCGGAUCGAACCAAAAGUUCCUAGACACCUUGCUGACAUUAAAUGAGACUUUCCCUGGUUGUUGGGAAAUCGCGGCGACAGUGAAAAAACCGACAUUUAAAGUUGUCAAGAGAUAUGUCGCCAAAGGCAGCCAAGGUGCUCCAUCGGAAUUCUGGUCUAAAUUUGUUUCUCUAAUCGAGACCCUCCCCGAAAAGGCCCUGCCAAGUAUCAACGAUGAAGUCCAACAAUUCCUAACAGCAAUAGUAGAUGGCCUAAGCGGCAGUAUGGAGCCUAAAGACCACCGUCCCGAAGCUUGGUCCUGCUACUUUCAAAUGUGUGCUUUCUUCCUCUCCAAGGACUUCCUGAGCGACAACAUUAGAAAGGAAAUCGUAUCUGUGAAUCUUGGAAAUCCAUUUAAAGCGUUCAUUGAACCAAAGGAAGAAUUGGCCACAUGGAGAAUAGGUCUUUCCGACGUACCCACAGUUCUUGCCAAGGCAAUGAAGGUAGUGACAGAUGUGGACACUCCGUUUGUUAAACAGCAGGUCGAAGGGUUGAUUGGUGAGCUUGCUAAGCAAGUUGAGGCGGCGGUAGAAGCCUCCACAGUCGAUGACGCUGCGGCUCUUGAGAAGAGUUUAGCGGCGGUGGAUGCGUGGGCCCAACUAACGGCAGCGAUGUAUCACACUCUCGACAAGAAACAUUGGGCUAUUCUGGCAUUGAACAACGGUGAACAGGAUCUAUUAAGAUAUUCGGUGAACAGCUCAAAAUCUAGCCGUGGCACUAAUGUUGCAGCGGCAGCUCUCGCAGCAUCGAUAUCUAAAUCUGCAAAUAGCACCAUCCGAAGAGAUGCUAGCUGUAGGGUUGCUCUACACGGAUAUCUCGUCGAGGAUUCGCAAACUUUGGUUGCUAGUCCUGCUCGAGAGCAUUUUUUCAAUACCUUAUUUGCCUACCAAAAAUAUUGGGAUAGCUCGAGUGGGCAUGGAAUUCUAGAGGAAACUGUUGAUCUGCUAGUCAUUUCGCAGAACAGGGAAGCAAUCUUGCAGUUCAUCUAUAAUUUUGAGAGGGCCCAUACGAAAGCAUGCGUUCAGUCUGCGAACCUCGAUGGGUAUUUACGACACGAGUGCGAGCAAGCUUUGACUGAGGCAGAUGAAGCUUCUUGGAAGAUGGUCAUCGUUGCAAUUCAGGCGCCCGAGUCGCUAGUAUCCAGGCAAUUAAAAGCAGAUAUGGCUGUCAAACUUGCAGAGAAACUGCACAAAAUUACCAUCGACAGAAGUUACGACGUUACCCUGACAGGAAAUAUUUUGACGGAGCUGUAUCGUGUACCUGCGGCAGUUUUGGCGAGUAUCAGUCAAAGCUUAAGACGGGAGCUUAUCACUACUCUAUUAUUGAUUUUGGAAACCGCCGGGGAAGAUAAUAUUAAGAAAGCUGAUAUAUUAUUCGUCAAGCUCUGCGGUGAGAAGAGUUUGAAUGAUCCAGAGGUUAAUCAAAUUCGGGAGGGUAUUGCGUCGACAUUGGCUAGUCUGGUACUCGAACCAACUGACGGUAGUUUCAUAAGUAUCCGAUUACUCGUGAGCAAGGCUUUAUGUGUUCUAUCACAUGCGGACUUGUCGAGGGAAGGCGAUCUUACGACAGCGAUGUCAUACAAUGACGAAACUUGGAGGAAGCAUCUGGAAUUGGUGUUCCAGACUCGUCCGGAUGCUUCGCUAAGUGCCAUUAGGCCCCUCGGAGAUUCUGUCUUCCUCGUUGAUCCAGUUGAAGACUUCGAAGAAGCCGAGGAAGUAUUGGAUAGUGAUAAACUCAGCGUCUCUAUGCGUAUGGCAACAUUCAUGCUUUCGGUGUUAUCCAGAACCGAAGGUUCGACACCUGGCGAUAAUACGCAAAAGAGAGUAGCAGCUUCGAUAGUUAAGAUUUCACCGGGACUUCAAUGGCCUUUCCUUAGGUACUCUUUGAUUGUUGCCGAGGUUGUAGCCGAUAAACUUGGAGUCCCAGAUGAAAGCACACCUCUCAAGCGGACAGUACUCGAGGAUCUUGCGAGUAGCCUCGAAGCCGUGAGAUAUGCUGCUGUUCAGGAUUAUACAACUACUCAGAAGCUACUGGCGGUAGGAAAUGGUAAGAAUGGUAUCAAUUUUGUGAAUUCGACACUGCUCGGGUUGUCUGAGCAGAGUACGGUCCUUCCUGUCACCCCUGAAGCGUACUAUCACGCUCGCGCGUUAAGGUCGCUUGUAGAGGUGUUACGCCAUAAAGGGGUAACAGGUAAGGACGCAGUUCUAUGGGUCGAUAACCUGGAAAUUGGGAAGAAGAAGGAUGAUAAAUUCAUUCUUAGAGAUAUUGCGGUGCUGGCGGGCUUGAGGGAUGAUACUUUUACCGUUACACCGCUAGUUGUUCAGCUCAGAAACAGGCUUGUUAGCGAUGUAUCUGGGAUUGAAGCUGAAGAUGCCAUUGAGAAAGCAUUCCCGAAACUCUCGCUUUUGAACGAGAUGUGGACAUCGGACCUUGUGGAAAAUUCCACUGACGUUCCAGCCCAACGAGGUCUGUUACUUAUGAAGAAGGUAUUGAGUUGGCUGAGUGAAGAACUUCCUCCCGAGGUUUUGGCCUUGCAGUCUCCUGGUCUUCUGUGUGCUAUCAUGCGAAUGUCGAGAAAGGUGCUCCCAGUUCUUAGGAAGCUCCAGGGUUCAUUUUGGCAUGAUUUGUUUGCUGUGAUGGAAUAUUCUUUCUCGGCGAUGUAUAACAGCCUCGGAGACACAGUCGCUACGUUGCUCUCCACUUUCUCUGUCUACGAAGUCAUCAAGGAAAUUCGAGCGACAAAUCAAGAGGAUGAGUUUGUCAAUGAUGACCUUUCAGAUGCAUGGGAUUGGUUUCUUCCAAGAUUUUAUCGUAUCUGGUUGACAUUAUUGACCGAUGUUGCCGCACCGCUUCAAAAUGAAGCGUUUAAGGGAUAUUGCGGAGCCCUCUCUAGAGCUCUCAUGAAUAUGCCAUUACACUUUCUUGAUGAUCCCGCAGCUGUUGGCCCACGCCCCACCGUUAGCAAAGAAGACAGGGACGAAGCCGAAGAUUCACGCCCGAAAUCUGAGCAACUAUAUCAACUGCUAGGAGGGAAUACGGAUGAUGUUCAAGGGGUCGCAUUUAACCUUUUACAUCGCCGAAUUCCGCAACUGCAGGAGCAAGUAUCCAUUGAUGCUGCCCUGUCAAAGGAUGAGGUCUUGGAGAUUUCCCUGCCAGAUGAGCUACUAUCGCUUCUGCUUGAUCCUCCGGUUGUUGAAGAGGAUGCAAUACUCAAUCCGACAUUGUUGGAGCAGUUAGAACUACAGAGGAUUCAAGGGUAUCUUAGUUCUUGGGUGUUGGUUUAUGAUCAUUUCGUCAAUUCGUCCUUCCGUAUCAAAGCGUCAUAUGUUGAAAGUUUAAAAGCCGGGGAGUAUAUUCAUAAACUCCUAGACUUCAUUUUCAAAAUCCUAGGCCACGCACGUGCGAAACCAAUUGAUGGUGCCAAAUACCCUGUCGCGGCAUUUGAUCCCACUUUUUCGGCGUAUGGAGCGCCGGAUUUGCAUUACAUCAGAACCUUGAUGAUCUACGUCUAUUACCUAUCCCUCCGAUAUUCCCCAUCGCUGGUAAAAAAUUGGUUCAGCGACUCGAAUAACCAGGUGAAGGAUAAUGUUCUGCCAUUCACGGAUAAAUUUAUUUCACCACUUCUUGUCGAUCUCGAGUUUAAAGAGGUUGAAAAAUGGCUGGACGGCACGGAUGAGAGGCCUGAGGGAUUGGCUAUAAAGAUUAGUAGGACGGCAAGGGAGAUUACAGUUACCUACGAAGUUGAUGAGACGACUAUGGAAAUGAUGGUUAAGCUGCCGGCCAGCUUCCCACUGCAGUUGGUAGAAGUUAAGGGAGUUAGGAGAGUGGCAGUUUCGGAGAAGCAGUGGAAGACGUGGUUAUUGGCGUGUCAGGCUGUUAUUGCGCUUCAGGGCGGAUCAAUCGUGGACGGACUAACGUUAUUCCAGAGGAAUGUGAAAUUACAUCUAGAUGGGGUGGAGGAGUGUGCUAUCUGCUACUCUAUUUUGGCACAGGUGGAACGGACUCUGCCAUCGAAGGCCUGCGGAACUUGUAAACGCAAGUUCCAUGGGAACUGUUUGAUGAGAUGGUUCAAGUCGAGUAGUACGAGUUCUUGUCCUCUGUGUAGAAGCUCGUUCCAGUUUAUUUAG
Messenger RNA from Orbilia oligospora ATCC 24927, 5091 nucleotides. RefSeq lists its product as uncharacterized. Lineage: Eukaryota; Fungi; Ascomycota; Orbiliomycetes; Orbiliales; Orbiliaceae. The coding region runs from base 1 to 5091 and encodes 1696 amino acids. Gene Ontology annotation, cellular component: cytosol; RQC complex. The record is from RefSeq and is a predicted model, not a curated record. Gene Ontology annotation, molecular function: zinc ion binding; ubiquitin protein ligase activity; ribosomal large subunit binding. Gene Ontology annotation, biological process: ribosome-associated ubiquitin-dependent protein catabolic process; rescue of stalled cytosolic ribosome. The transcript is spliced from 11 exons.